GCUUUGCUUUGUGGUACGGCAGCAAAAAAUUAUAGAAAUUUGUUAAGAAGACAAAAAGAAAUGAAUGUGAAAAUGAAAUUGAAAGUAAGCUAAAUAAAGAGGCAAGCGAUGAGCGGAAUAGCGGAACAGCGAAGUGCUGCAAACGCACCUGCAGAAAAAUAAAAAGAAUGAAAAAUUGUGAUUUGGUAUAAAAUGUUUUUGAUAAAAGUACUUGCGUUACAUCUUCCCGGUUUCUUUACUGUUAACAGAAUUUUGAACGUAAGUGAGCUGCCUUGCCGACGGUGAAAAUAUUAUUGGCGAUUACGCUGACUUUGCCGUCGCAAGAUUUUCGAUGAGUUGAAAAAAGUGAACGGAUGUGUAUUUGUGUUUGGAGUGGCAACGAAUCAAUGCAUGAAAUUCAUUAAUGGGUUCCGCCAGCGAAGAUGAAGACGACGAUGAUCCGCCACAUUUGCGCGGGCCACCACUCGGCCUGGGCGUAUUAGGACCGAAUGGCCCAGACUCAGCGGGUGGACCAUUGGGAGCAUCCGAUAUCUCAGUACAAAGUAUGAGCACGGAUAGUAAAAACACGCAUGACGACUCCGAUCAGGGUUCCUUAGAUGGUGAUCCUGAUGGUCGUGGCGAUUCGCAAGCGGAGAACAAGAGUCCUGACGAUGCGAACGGCUCGAAGCGACGUGGCCCGCGAACGACGAUAAAAGCCAAACAAUUGGAAGUACUGAAAACGGCAUUUAAUCAAACACCGAAACCGACACGGCAUAUUAGGGAACAAUUGGCCAAGGAGACGGGGUUGCCAAUGCGUGUGAUACAGGUUUGGUUCCAGAAUAAACGUUCCAAGGAGCGACGCAUGAAGCAAAUCACCAGCAUGGGACGUCCACCGUUCUUUGGCGGUGCGCGUAAAAUGCGCGGCUUUCCCAUGAAUCUCUCACCUGGUGGUCUCGAUGAUGGUCCUGGCUUCCCCUAUUUCGCGGCUGAUGGCAAAUUUGAGUUUGGUUACGGUGGACCACCAUUCCAUCCGCACGAUGGACCGUUCUUCCCAGGACAUCCUGGUGGGCCGAUGCCAUUUAAUACACCAGGUGGACCCAUGGAUCAUACAGGCCCCAUACCAAUGGUGAAUGAAUUCGGUCUUACGCCCGAAUCGCAAUUCCUCAGUCAAGCUGGUGGCCCACCGAUGAGCAUACAAUCGGCUGGUGGACCACCACCACCUCCUGAACAUCUACUUGCUGCGCAACAACAGGCACAACAACAAGCACAACAGCAGCAACAACAACAACAACCGAAUGGCCCGCGCUCAGCAUCACCGGAAUUUCUAACAGCGGCGAACUUCAGUGAGCCAUCGAAUAUGCAAAAUGAGGGACUGGUUUGGUAA
Anastrepha ludens (Mexican fruit fly) is the source of this 1363-nucleotide messenger RNA. It is a transcript of the gene Lim1, whose product is annotated as LIM/homeobox protein Lhx1. The record is from RefSeq and is a predicted model, not a curated record. Gene Ontology annotation, biological process: regulation of transcription by RNA polymerase II; neuron differentiation. NCBI's taxonomy places the organism in Eukaryota, Metazoa, Arthropoda, Insecta, Diptera, Tephritidae. Bases 404 to 1363 code for a protein of 319 amino acids. Gene Ontology annotation, cellular component: nucleus. Gene Ontology annotation, molecular function: DNA-binding transcription factor activity, RNA polymerase II-specific; RNA polymerase II transcription regulatory region sequence-specific DNA binding. The transcript has 5 exons.